AUGCAGUCCACGGUGGUGGCAACAAGUCCAGUGAAAGAUGGCCGACGCGUGCUCGGCGACAAGACACCUAACGCGUCUUGGUCGCCAGCAAAGAAACAAACAGUGGACUUGGAGAAGCCCAAGUCCACUGUGAUUCCUUUGAAGCCUUUACGAGAAUCCCCCAAGCCUCGAACUCUCUCUCCUCCUCCGUGCCACGCCGGCCAGAAACGGACAAUAGACCAGGUCGACGAGAACGCAGACAACUCGGAUCCUCGAAAGGCUUUGAUCACGUCUUCCCCGCAGCGGGAAGGCAAAUUUCAGAUAUUCGAGGACACUACUCGACAGGCGGCACCAUCUCAGACUCAGGAUCCUCACCCGGAUGCCAUAGAACCACAGACGCCGAAAAUGGAUGCACCGCCGCGUCAGAAUAAGGAGUCUUCGCAAGACAGGCGGAGUCAAAGCCCUGAACGCGUGGACGCGGUUCCUGCAAGCCGAGUUCCCACCGAGCCCGAAGCGCGUAGACGGUUUAUUCAGGAGAAAGCAGCUCUUGCCAAGCGGAAAAUCCAGAAGGCGAUGCGUCGCGUGGAAGAAGAAAACUCACACUCACUUGACCGUGCCCUCUCCGAAUUCGAGGCUAUGGCUAGCUCGAGAUCCAGUCUUGUCUCGUCCGGAAGCAUAAUUCGCCCUGCAAGUGUCGCAGGCCCUGUGCCGACUGUGCCCGCGUCCGAACCGCGCAAGUUGGUUGCCUCUCCACGUUCGGAGCGCGUCGCAGCUAGGAUAACCUCGUCUUCACCCGCGUCGACUGGAACUCAGCCUCGAGAAGAGGACGACAUGCCAACUCCUAGAGCAAUUGUGCGUCGCAGUCCGGAGAUGAGACCACAGACCGCUAGAGAGCCUGCGCAAUCCAACAACCCUGCGACCACCUGUCAUGUGCGAGCGACCAGCAACAGUAGCAGUAGCAGCAGCAGUGACAGUGACAGCGACAGUGACCGCAGAUGCGAUCCUGCUGAUGGUGCUGCUGCUGCCGCAGCCGAGGCUGCUGCGACUGCUGCUAUCAAUCGCCCUGCCGGGAGCAAUCGAGUGAACAUAGUCGACAGAAUGAUAGCGAUAGCAGACCGCAUGGAUAAAGAACAGGCCGUCAACGGGUUGAUGAAGUUGAUGGAGACUACGACUGAGUACGACAACCUCGACACGUGGACCGGAUGA
Rasamsonia emersonii CBS 393.64 is the source of this 1185-nucleotide messenger RNA. RefSeq lists its product as uncharacterized. The transcript is spliced from 3 exons. Lineage: Eukaryota; Fungi; Ascomycota; Eurotiomycetes; Eurotiales; Trichocomaceae. The record is from RefSeq and is a predicted model, not a curated record. The coding region runs from base 1 to 1185 and encodes 394 amino acids.